AUGAGCUCGGCCGGCGCCCCGGGCGCCCCGCCCGCCGGGACGCCCGUGAACAGCCUCCAUGAGGCCCUGGACCAGUGCAUGACCGCCCUGGACCUCUUCCUCACCAACCAGUUCUCAGAAGCACUCAGCUACCUCAGGCCCAGAACCAAGGAGAGCAUGUACCACUCGCUGACGUAUGCCACCAUCCUGGAGAUGCAGGCCAUGAUGACCUUUGACCCUCAGGACAUCCUGCUCGCUGGCAACAUGAUGAAGGAGGCGCAGUUGCUGUGUCAGAGGUACCGGAAGAAGUCCUCUGUGACAGAUUCCUUCAGCAACCUAGUGCACCGCCCCACCAUGGACCAGUUCACGGAAGAGGAGAUCCACGCCGAGGUCUGCUACGCAGAGUGCCUGCUGCAGAGAGCAGCCCUGACCUUCCUGCAGGAUGAGAACAUGGUGAGCUUCAUCAAGGGCGGCAUCAAAGUUCGAAACAGCUACCAGACUUACAAGGAGCUGGACAGCCUGGUGCAGUCCUCACAGUACUGCAAGGGGGAGAACCACAGGCACUUCGAAGGCGGCGUGAAGCUUGGUGUGGGCGCCUUCAACCUGACGCUGUCCAUGCUUCCUACUAGGAUCCUGAGGCUGCUGGAGUUUGUGGGAUUUUCAGGAAACAAGGACUACGGGCUGCUGCAGCUGGCGGAGGGUGCCUCGGGGCACAGCUUCCGGGCCGUGCUCUGCGUCAUGCUGCUGCUGUGCUACCACACCUUCCUCACCUUCGUGCUCGGCACUGGGAAUGUCAACAUCGAGGAGGCAGAAAAGCUCUUGAAGCCCUACCUGCAGCGAUACCCUAAGGGCGCCAUCUUCCUGUUCUUUGCAGGGCGGAUCGAAGCCAUCAAAGGCAACGUGGACGCCGCCAUCCGGCGCUUUGAGGAGUGCUGUGAGGCUCAGCAGCACUGGAAGCAGUUCCACCACAUGUGCUACUGGGAGCUGAUGUGGUGCUUCACCUACAAGGGCCAGUGGAAGAUGGCCUACUUCUACGCCGACCUGCUCAGCAAGGAGAACUCCUGGUCCAAGGCCACCUACAUCUACAUGAAGGCUGCCUACCUCAGCAUGUUUGGGAAGGAUGACUACAAGCCGUUUGGGGAUGAUGAAGUGGAGUUGUUUAGGGCUGUGCCAGGCCUGAAACUCAAGAUAGCUGGGAAGUCUCUACCCACAGAGAAGUUUGCCAUCAGGAAGUCCAGGCGCUACCUCGCUCCCAAACCCAUCUCAUUGCCAAUCCCUGCUCUGGAAAUGAUGUACAUUUGGAAUGGCUACGCUGUGAUUGGGAAGCAGCCUGAACUCACAGAUGGGAUACUUGAGAUUAUCACCAAGGCUGAAGAGAUGCUGGAAAAGGGCCCAGAGAACGAGUACUCAGUGGAUGAUGAGUGCUUGGUGAAGCUGCUGAAAGGCCUGUGUCUGAAAUACCUGGGCCGUGUCCAGGAGGCCGAGGGGAAUUUCAGGAGCAUCUCUGCCAAUGAAAAGAAGAUUAAAUAUGACCACUACUUGAUCCCAAAUGCCUUGCUGGAGCUGGCUCUGCUGUUUAUGGAGCAAGGCAGAAAUGAAGAGGCUGUCAAACUCUUGGAAACUGCCAAGCAGAACUACAAGAAUUACUCCAUGGAGUCAAGGACACACUUUCGAAUCCAGGCAGCCACACUCCAAGCCAAGUCUUCUCUAGAGAAUGUAAGCAGAGCCGUGGUCUCAUCAGUGUCCCUGUAG
Pipistrellus nathusii (Nathusius's pipistrelle) is the source of this 1731-nucleotide messenger RNA. NCBI's taxonomy places the organism in Eukaryota, Metazoa, Chordata, Mammalia, Chiroptera, Vespertilionidae. The record is from the annotation of a GenBank genome assembly.